CCAUGACGAAAAUGAGGUACCUGAAGAGCCCGGAGUGCGUGAUAGUACAGCUUCCUCACCACUCCGGAGCCACAGAGGGCAUCGCUUGUUCUCUGACCUCACAAACACACUUCUCCAUAGGAGGUGGAGUGAGGCUCCCUCCGCUGCUCCUUUUUUGCCGGGCACACGCGUGCCCCGGCCCUUCUACCCCGCCUACCGCCCUUGGCAGCCAUGAAGGGGCCCCCAGCUCCCUGGAAACCCUGUUGUGGGUCUACCACUUUCACAGCUCUACGGAGGUGGCCCUCCAGCCCCCCCUUCUACCUUCUUGGAACUCUCGGUGGCCGCAGCCCAUUGAGUAUCUGGAGCAGAGGUUCAGAGAGCUUUAGUCCCUGGAGCCGCGGGAGCCAAAGAAACCUCCCGCCCCGAAACCCACCCUGGGGCUGGUGCUAAGAGAAGCCGCAGCCAGCGUCUUAAACUUCGGCGCCACCUUGUUAGAGAUCUCAGCUCUGUGGCUGCAGCAGGAGGCGCGCCGACUAGACGGCGACGACAGCAGCCUGGAGCCAGCCCCAGAUGUCGGGGAUCCGGGUGGAGCGCUGGCCCGGGUAGCCCAGGCCGCGGGGCAGGGGGCUCGGCAAGCCGGGGCUGCGGCGGGCGCGAGCGCCCGGCUCCUGCUCCAGGGGGCGUGCCUAUGUCUGUGUGGACGGGGUUUGCAAGGGUCCGCCUCAUUUCUGCAGCAUUGGCGAUGCCAGCUGAGCCUCGAAGCCCCCGGGGAGCCGGGGAGUUCGGGAUUGGGGUGAGUUGGGAGCCAGAGGAGGCGCGGCGGGAGUGGCAGGCACUGAGCCGGCCCGCCCCCAACAGAGAUAGAGACUCUAGAGACCUCAAGGUGGAGUCCAGCAGCAGUGCUGAGGACGGGGAACCAGGGAAUCCCUCGCCAUCCUAGCCUCACCCCGCGUUCAAAUAAAGCCCAGGCGGAGACAAGACAGCUUAAGCUGCUCACAGUGCCUUUUGGGUUUGGUCCCGCCCUGACCGCGCCCCUCUUAGCUCCGCCCCGUGUCAGUCUGGCUCCGCCCUUCGUAUUAGCCAGGACCCCAUAUGGGUACCGCGGGGACCCGCU
Hipposideros armiger (great roundleaf bat) is the source of this 1093-nucleotide messenger RNA. It is a transcript of the gene CUNH17orf107, whose product is annotated as chromosome unknown C17orf107 homolog. NCBI's taxonomy places the organism in Eukaryota, Metazoa, Chordata, Mammalia, Chiroptera, Hipposideridae. The transcript is spliced from 3 exons. The record is from RefSeq and is a predicted model, not a curated record.